AUCCAUCGGUCUCGGCAACGGCUGGCUGUUCCGGGUUCGGAGGCAGCGAUGAGUCACUUGAUUGGUUGAAAUGCGGUUGGGAUCGAAAGCAGAGGCUUCAGUCGCCAUUUUCUGACCGAGAUCGUGAGGAUUACAGAAAGCUUCAUAAAAUUAUGGAUAAAAAUGCAGUGAAUUAUGGAACGCGCAGCGCCACCGUGCGCCACGUGGACGCGCACGGAGCCGAGCUAUUUGUGGAUUAUUUACUUAUUUCUAGACAUGUUUUGGACAAAAUAUGAUACUUGCUAGUAUUGUCUGGAUGACUACUCUUGGAUUAUGGCCGGUUUUUGUGGAUUAUUUUCAUCGUUGACCGGUAAAAGACCAUCGAAACAUUCCUGUCAACUCACAGUCGACACAAACACAGUACACGGAAACCUCAGACUGUCUGACAACAACAGGAAGGUGACAUAUGUGGAGGAGGAUCAGAGGUAUCCUGAUCAUCCAGACAGGUUUGACUACUGUUAUCAGCUGCUGUGUAGAACUGGUCUGACUGGUCGCUGUUACUGGGAGGUGGAGUGGAGAGGAUGGGUUUAUAUAUCAGUGAGUUACAGAGGAAUCAGAAGGAAAGGAGACAGUUAUGACUGUGGGUUUGGAUGUAAUGAUCAGUCCUGGAGUCUGUUCUGCUCUGAUGAUGGUUACUCUGUCAGUCACAAUGACAGUGAAACAUCCAUCAGUUCCUCCUCAGUCUCUCACAGAGUUUCAGUUUAUGUGGACGUUCCUGCUGGAACUCUGUCCUUCUACAGAGUCUCCUCUGACUCUCUGAUCCUCCUCCACACCUUCAACACCACAUUCACUCAAACUCUCUAUCCUGGAUUUGGGGUCUACAGGUCCUGGUCUGGUUCUUCAGUGUCUCUGUGCUGAGUCUCGUCUCCAGAGUCUCCUCCUGGUACAGAAACAGUGUUGAACAGAUGGUUGAGUCUCUCCAUGACUCUGUCCCUCACAAACAUGUUUUCACAUUCAUGGAUUAAAUGUGUUUCUUUGUCAAAUCCUUCUCAAUGAUUCCUUGUAAACUUGUUCCUCUUCAAAGAUGAAGUUGUGAUUCUUCCAGGAGCCAAAUGUGGUGUUUGCGUCUUUUUCCAGUCAAAUGUUGAGAGUGAAAAUCAGGAUGUGGUGUUCCUCUGACGCUCACUGGAACUAAAGCAUUUGAGCUGCACAAAGUGUGAAAUGAGAGAGGAAGCAGUGAAUCUCCAAACUGCUGACAGACUUUCACACAUUAUUGUCCAGUGAAAAUCAGCUUUUUGUGCAGCCACACUUGAUCCUGAUGUGAGUCUUUAAGUCCUGUUCUAGUGAUGAAAUGAGAACUUCCUUCAUCUGUGUCACUCUUUCCAAAGUAUUCUGUGCUCUUCUGUCAUUUAUGUCUUAUUGAUAGAUCCAUUUUUCAUUUUUACUAUAAAUAAGUGCUUCAAUGUUUUUUCAUCAGUUUUUUUUUAUCAGAUUCUGAAUUUCUGGUUUCAUCAACAAAUUCUAUCAGAUUGUAUUUUUCCAUCAAAGCUCCCAUAACCCUAGCUAUCUGUGGAUCAAAAUGUUUUCAGCAUCGAUAUGAUUCCAGUAGAAUUUAAACCCACCAGGACUAUCCAGAUUACAUUGAACUCUGUAAAUUCUACAUUUUUUAGCCUGUUUCAUUCUAUAAAUGUUGUGUUUGGCCGUUAAAGGAGCUUUUCCUCACAUUGUGCUGUAUUUGAACCCUUCCAUGCUCUAAAUUCUUUGAACAGAUCUUGUGCUGUAAUCAAUGUCUAACUUAGUUUUUAUUUUCAUUGCAGUGGUUGAUUUUUCCUGAACAAGAUCAAUGAUUUUAAUACGUCUUUCUCCACUUUAUUUGCUCUGCCUGUGGCUUUUAAACUAUUCUAACUUUCUUUUUUAUUCAAUAAAUGACUAAUAACACACUUUGAUCUUCAUGUUUGUUUGCUUAUUUGUUGAUCAGUGGAAUUUAAUUUUCCAUGUUGAAUAAUCAACGUUUAUCCUCUUCCACGGCAGAAAUGAAAACAGAAAAAAGAUCUUUAGUAAAGCAGUAAAACUGAUGCUUUUAUUUUGAUCUUUUUGUCUCCAUUUUUAAUUCUAUUUCAUUAAAUUUAUCCCUAACAGCAGAUAUAAAGAAGUCCAAAGACUAGAAGAAAAACUCCAUAUUUUAGUGGUGAAAAGACUCAGAAACCAAACUUGUAAAUAAAUGAUCUUCUCUGUUUUAAUUUCUAUCUGUUCUUAUGAUCACAGUCAGUGAGCGAGUAAAACAUGAACAAUCUAAAGUUGUGAACUUGAACUUCUUUCAAAGUGAUUUUUCUGUGAACAAUCCAAAUAAAGUGUGAGGUCAAAGUGUGA
This is a messenger RNA of Acanthochromis polyacanthus (spiny chromis), 2349 nucleotides long. Its product is annotated as stonustoxin subunit beta-like. NCBI's taxonomy places the organism in Eukaryota, Metazoa, Chordata, Actinopteri, Pomacentridae. Gene Ontology annotation, molecular function: protein binding. The transcript has 2 exons. The record is from RefSeq and is a predicted model, not a curated record. The coding region runs from base 313 to 897 and encodes 194 amino acids.